CCCUGAUCAAGUAGGUGCUGAAGUGGCUUCUUCGUGUGCUGUGAGUUUAAUUCAGUUCAGAUUGAUAUGAAGAUAAGAAAAUGGGUAUGGCGACUCGGACUUCGGCGACGACCGGGUCUUGCGAUGACCAGCAAGGGGAAGUAGGUCUGAAAUCCGGUCAACCGCAAGCUCAACUUCCUCAACUUUCCUCCACCACUUCCUCAAAAUCCGUCUUCCCUUUCACUCGUGGUGUCAACGCGUGUGAACAGCGGUUUAGCUACCGACAGCACGAGCUGUACGACGAAGACGUGCCGAGUGACGACGAGGAGGGGAGGACUGAGACGGAAAGUCUCUCGUUCCUAGUGGUCGGGGAUCAAAAUGCAGGAAAGAGUACGUUUUUACACAGUUUCUCCAACUUUGAGGACAGCAACUUCAUGCGCCUACAGUCCUUUCUUCCUGCGAUAACGAGCACAUUUAGAAAUCAGUGCUUUACUUCGGUGACGGCAACGGCAAAUGCGUCUUCGGAAGAUGCUCGACAAGCGAAGCACGACGUUGCUGCGGGGACAGCAGAUGAACAUGAAAGUGUUGGAGUAAAGCCUGAUCAUGAUAUGGAGGGAGAAGCACAACUAGUACAAGGUGUCGCCAGGGUUUGUGACGAGCCUCCUUAUCUUGACACCGAUCUUGGAACUGCGACUGUGCUGUUGACUGCGGAAAACUUUAGCUUCUUUCUGCGCGAAUUUGAGCUCGAAGAAACUGUCAGAUUAGCUGACUCAACGAGAUUUGUCCAGAUUCGUUUUCACGAAAUUGGAGGAGAUCACUUAGAUCGACUGAUGGUGAAGCAAGCUGAAGAAGAACGAAAGAAAAACACUAUAACGGGAACGGUGUCAAGCUCAAUAUCCACUUCGACGUCUGCUCCUCACUCCUACCUACUAAGCUCUCAACUUCGUGAAAGCUUGAGAGUUUUGAAAAAAGUCACGCGGUUGGUCUACUUCGUGAACGCGCGGUCGUUUCUGGAAAAUCCGAAGGAGUCUUUAGCGACUUUAAAGCGGCGACUGACUUUCCUGUCCGCUGUGUGUGAAAAAGCUAGCGAUGUUCAGUUCUAUUGUAGUCGGACUGAGGAACACCAAGAAGGUCGGAGACUGGAGGAACUGGGACUACAAGUAAAAAUAGAUACAAACGAAGAGCAAUCCGAUGAUGAAGACCAACGACCUCCGCAUAAAGAAAGACGCCUUUCUGCCGACAGGAGUGGGGAUGAAGCUUUCCACAAUGUCCCAUCAACGGAAGCUUUUUCGGAUGAAUAUGGACGUGACAAAUGGCAAGCUGAGAAGCUUUGCAUCCAAGGCUUCCACUCAGGUGUGGGUUUUCAGAAGGUUAAUACUGCGAUUUGGGGGUUGUUUUCAAGAACGUCAUCUAGAAGUUGUGAUACUAGAAGUGGAGAAGCGGCCCAAGAAGCCUUGAAGAACCUUCGUUGCACUGGCGUAUUCCCGACACGCAACUUAGAUUCUGAAGGCCACAUCGCAGUUUGCUCUGUCCUGAUCGCACUCAUCCGGUUACUCGUCUCGGUGGGCAAAACAAAUUUGGACGGUGCAAAUUUCUCAAAUCUUCCAAAUUCUUCAAAUAUCAUGUCUACAACGUCUACUUUGGAAGAAAAUCUUCCCGAGUUCGUGGAGCUUUUCGUCUCUUGCCAUCGCUAUUUCCGAGAAACCUCUGGCGAGAUGUAUUUGAGCGAAGCCCACUGGCGGAAAUUCUUAGAGGAAGAGGUGGAUGCUUAUUUCAUCUCAGGGAGUGGUCCUGACGUUCCCUUUCUUUGGGAAGCUGGUGUUAGUUUAUAUCAAAAAAGGGGGCUUGUUGUUUGCAAGAAAGUGGUGGCUCCUGUCGUUGAGGAGGACACUGAGAAGAAGACCAAGGAUGAUAUAAGAACUGGUGUUGUAGUUCGAGUUGGUGGACGGAACGAUGAUAUUAAAGAAAAUGAUGUUGAAGGAGAUACUUUCAACAUGGCAGACAGGCACGAGCUGAUGCCCGAGUCCAACCAGGCGGAGAAAACUACACAUGAAAUAGAGGAACCUCUGACAUCAUCAAUUCCCUUUGUGCGUCUGCCUGCCCACGAAGGCCUGUUCGAGCUGCUGACAUGUGAAGCCACUCGUCAAGCGCAAUUAAGGGUUCUUCGAGAGGGAGGCAAGCUCUUUUCAUUAUCUUCUGGAAACGAUUACGAUAGUACUACGGCUGAAGCCGCGUUUCACAUGAGGCUGCGGAAUCUAGGGACUGCGUUACGAAAGCGCGCUGAUGAAAGUGCACGUGCAGCCACCAAGAAUGACGAUGUACUUCUAGACGAACAAGAGCAAAAGUUUGAGCAGGAAGCAGAUUUGAAAAUUUUUGAGAAUGCUAUACUGUGAUCUUUGCCACGCACUUGCGCCUAGUACUGGUCCCAGGGAACUCCCCAAGAAUGAGCUGCACGAGGGCUGCUGUGCCUGAUUCUUGUUCAUCUAC
Amoebophrya sp. A25 is the source of this 2466-nucleotide messenger RNA. Lineage: Eukaryota; Dinophyceae; Syndiniales; Amoebophryaceae. The record is from the annotation of a GenBank genome assembly.